Chenopodium quinoa (quinoa) is the source of this 558-nucleotide messenger RNA. RefSeq lists its product as uncharacterized. The transcript has a single exon. The coding region runs from base 1 to 558 and encodes 185 amino acids. The record is from RefSeq and is a predicted model, not a curated record. NCBI's taxonomy places the organism in Eukaryota, Viridiplantae, Streptophyta, Magnoliopsida, Caryophyllales, Amaranthaceae.
AUGAUCGAAGAGACGGUGAAACAAGUAAAGAUGAUUCAAGAGAAAAUUAAAUCUGCACAAGAUCGUCAAAAGAAUUAUUCAGAUUUGAAGAGGAGGGAUGAGGAAUAUGAAGUAGGUGAGAAAGUUUUAUUGAAAAUAUCUCCGAUGAAGGGAGAGAUGAGGUUUGGGAAAAGAGGAAAGUUAAGCUUGAAGUACAUUGGACCGUACGAGAUAAUCCAAAAGGUGGGAAAAGUAGCAUACAAGUUGGAUUUUCCUAAUGAGCUAGAAAGAGUUCACAAUGUGUUCCAUGUGCGCCAAAUUCGGAAAUACAUACCAGAUGUUUCUCAUGUUUUACACCCUGAAACCAUCAAGAUGGACGAAAACUUGACUUAUGAAGAAAGACCUGUGAAGAUUUUGGAUAGUAAAGUGAGAAGCACUAGGAACAAGGAUGUUAAGAUAGUCAAGGUUCUAUGGUCAAACCAUAAAACCAAGGAAGCUACUUGGGAAGUCGAAGCAGAUAUGAGGAAAAGAUACCCAGCGUUGUUUUCUGAGGUCUGUAGUCGAGUUAUGGGGGCGUAA